Molecule: messenger RNA, 1131 nt
Organism: Ruditapes philippinarum (Manila clam)
Lineage: Eukaryota; Metazoa; Mollusca; Bivalvia; Venerida; Veneridae
Product: brevican core protein-like
Exons: 9
Coding region: 11-925 (304 amino acids)
Source: RefSeq, a predicted model, not a curated record
AAUAUGUAGAAUGUCUGCAGAUAAGAACGUCAAAUGUCAGUUAACUUUUAAACCAUGUAAACAACAUAAGAAGAUGUGGCAAAUAUUAUGUAUGUUAACAUGUAUAAUGAAGCUUUGUGUUUGUGGAGGAAAUGUGAGAGAUAUAACAGAUUGUUCUAACGGUGCAUUCCUCUUAGAAGGUUCAUGUUUCAAAUACAUCGCAACUAACAAUUCUUGGUCUGACGCCAACAAGUUUUGUCAUGAUAUGAAUGGAGGCCAUCUGGCAAUUGUAGACUCGGCUUCAAUAUUCGACAAAAUAAAAUCAAUGGCAAUCCAGCGGAAUACAAAAUAUAUGUGGCUAGGAGCUAAUGACAAUGAUCACAAUGGUGUUUAUCAAUGGGUGAACGGACAUCGUUGCUGUCCAAACUUCUGGAUUCCCGGGCAACCUGACAAUGGCGGAGGAAAUCAAAGAUGCCUUGCACUGUGGCAAAAUGAAAAGGAUUUGAUAGGUUUUGAUGACGGGACCUGUGAAACCAAAGUUCGAUUUGUCUGUCAGUCAAAGGGUUACCAAAGCAUUCAGCAUUGCAUAUCACAUACAUGUUUAAAUGAUGUGCCUACAUGCAAUGCAUGUGAAAAUGGGUUUGCACCAGUUGGUUAUCCAUCUCACUGUUUCGAUUUGACGUCAUCAACCCAUCUUAAAUGUUUCGUUUCUUGUCUGGCGGUAUUUACAACACGAUUGUCUUGGAACGAUGCAAAAAACGUAUGUAAAUCUAGGGGUGGACAAAUAUACGUCCCUGAAAAUUCUGACGAAGAUCGACUAAGAAAUUAUCUUGAAGCAGUUCUUGGAACUGUUGACAACUUCUGGGUCGGUGGUCAGUUGCUUCAAACGUUGAAGCAGCAAUGGUUGAGUGAUUUACCUCCAACUCAUGCGAGGUGGAGCAGUUAACCAACAAGUUUAAAUGAAGACAAAUGUAUUGCAAUGGAAAAGAAUGAGAACUACCGUUUAGGAACAUUCUCUUGUGACGGGUUGUUUCCCUUUAUCUGUCAAGAAAAGUCGUUGUAUGUUCCCAGCCCGAUCGGUUGAUAAAAAUCCGGAAUUUGCAAUAUUUAUAUAUAAACUAAAUGAGGUAAAUAAAUUAUUUAAAGAUGAAA